UUGUGUAUCCCCUGCAUCUUCAUAGGUACACUCCACCCCCCUCUCGGCGGUGCGGCACCGCAUUACUCAACCCGCCAGCAGGAGGAGGACGCUCGUGCUCUCUAGUCGACGGACGGACGGACGCAACGCAAUGGGCGACUCGUCGUCGCUCGGGGGCGCGCUCAUCGCGGCGGGCGCGUGCGUGCUGCUGCUCUUCUGCGUGAUCGUGCUGUGCGCGAGCUACUGCCACCGACUGGACGACGAGGUGGCCAUCGACUCGGUGGAUCUGCGCGGGCUGCAGCUGCGCGAGGACCUGGUGGACACGGUGCUGGACGCGGACCGCAGCGAGUGGCAGUGUCUGGUGUGUGCGCACAUGAACCACCCCAACCACGAGCUGUGUCUGCUGUGCGGCACGUCGGCCGAGUUCUCCACCAUGGAGGAGACGGUGGAGGACCCGACCACGCACACGCGCACGCGCACGCGGCGCGUGGCCCGCACCACGUUCCUGGGCACGGACAACACGACUCUACUGAGCUCCACGCUGCUGGAGAGCCUGGCGGAGAGCUCGGCCGUGAUCCUGGGCGAGACGGGCGACUCCAAGUCGUCCGCGGCCUUGCUGCACAAGGCCAAGACGCUGCCGAUGCUGCGCAGCGAGUCGUCGUUCGGAGACGUCGCGCAGGAGCUGGAGGCCACCACCAGCAUGCGACAGCGCGCGCUGCGCUACCGGAGGCUGAACGAGAUGCAAUUGAACCAGAAGCAGAGGGGCGCGAGCAGGAGACGACUCUGGCAGCGCGUUCCACUGCCUAAUGGGGGCUUUGUGUGGGUCAGGACCAUGGAGCCUGCAGCUGCAGGGUCGGUAUUCGCACGCGCGGACUCUUUAGUGAGUAAACUGAGGAACAAUUCGUUCCUGGCCAAGAACCCGCAGGCCAAGAACUUGCAUGGAGAUCUGGCAGAGCAGCUGCAUCGGAAGAACGCGGCGUCCAUGGGGUUCUUCUCGGAGCUCAACCCGUCAGGCACAGCGGUGGCGUGGAGGAAGACGGACUCGGUGGCGCUGGAUAUCGACCCGAAAGGAGGAGAUGGAGAGCCCAUGGUGGACUUUGAAGGCGUGCUGGCCAUGACCUGGAGAGAGAAGAAGCGCUGGUUCUUGAAGCAGAUCACCAACCUCGCCGUGCCCUACACCGAGUCCAUGUUCAAGAUCGACGUGCGGCGGUCGCAUAUCCUGGACGAUUCCCUGCCGCAAUUGGCCGGACCUGAAGUUGACAAGUCGAGGAUGCAGGAGCACCUGAAUAUCGGGAUUAUCGGCGAGCCAGCUCUGGAUGCAGGCGGCGUGUUGCGCGAGUGGUUCGGACUCGUGUGCAAGGAGCUCUUCAGUGCUGAGCGUGGACUGUUCGUGACGACUCAUGCGGAGGAUUCGAGCUACUGGAUCAACUCAGAGUCGGCCAAGUGUGUGCCUGAAGGAGAAGAUCAUCUGCAGUACUUUACGUUCGCGGGAAGGCUCUUGGGCAAGGCAGUGUUGGACGGGCUUGUACUGGAAGUUAGCAUGGCGUUACCACUGUUGAAGCAUCUUUUGGGCGUCCCUAUCACGUUCUCCGACCUCGAAUUUCUGGACGAGGAGCUUUAUAAGCAUCUGAGCUGGGUGCGGGACAAUGACCAUGUGGACGCUCUGUGUGUGACCUUCACCAUUCAGACGCCGUCGGGCGACACGGUGGAGCUCAAACCAGACGGAGAAAACAUUGAUGUGACUGAUGAGAACAAGAUGGAGUAUUUAUCGCUGGUGCUGCGCUAUCGGAUGCUGGACAGCGUGUCUGAGCAGCUGACAGCGCUGCUCAAGGGACUAUACGAGGUCAUCCCCAAACCUUUGCUCACGAUCUUCGACUAUCAGGAGCUGGACUUCUACCUCAGUGGGCUGCCCACACUAAAUGUGACGGAUUGGCAGAACAACUCGCGAGUUCGACAUGCGACUACGGACGGUGACUCUGAAGCGAUCGAACAGGAGCUCGAAGUGGUGCAAUGGUUCUGGGAUGUCGUGGGAUCCUUCACAGACGACCAGCGUGCGCGAUUAUUGCAGUUUGCAACGGGCUGCUCACGUGUUCCUGUCGAGGGAUUCAAGGCGCUCACAAGUGCUAGUGGCAUCGUGCAUCCGUUCACGCUGCAGCUGGUUCCUGUAGGAACACCGCCGCUGGGAAUGUGUCCGCGGGCGCAUACGUGCUUUAACCGGAUCGACUUGCCAGUGUACGAGACCAAGGAGGAUCUCAAGUCAUAUCUAUCUCUGGUGAUUCAAAUGGAGAUCACUGGCUUUGGCUUCGAUGAGAGCAGCGGUCAAUAUUGGUUGUGGAGCUCGACGCUAGCGCCGCGUGAACUUGUGUGCAACUGCGUGGCGGAGAUGACCAAGCGAGGCAAGAAGAAGAGUACGAAGAGACACAGCGACCCGUCGCCAAGCGAGGGCAGCGAAGCCCCCGAGACUAUCGCAGAAUGCCCUAAUCAAACCCCGGAAGGUCGUCGUCAAACCCCCGGCGGACCAACAGUCGAUCUGUCGUUCUUCCGGACGAGUGCGCAGCUGUAUGGGGAGCUGCACCAACGACUGAGUCGUACAAGUGGAGAAAGCUUUACUGAAGCGAACUUCAAGAAGCGCGUGCCCAUUUGUGAUGCUCCUCUCGAUGCUGCUGCCAACACUUCGGAAGUAUCUGGCGUGGACACAAGCGACGCGUUCUACAAGCCGUGCGCGGUCCCGCAAAUCCAUCACAUUACGUUGGAACUCGCGCAUGUCGACGCGGAAUUCAAGGUUCAUCUUGCGGCCUUAACGGAGAGCGUGGUUGAAGUCGUCGAGACGAUUGCCAAGCACAUGUGCACUCCUAAGGCAAGCAAGGACGCCGGCAGAUCUCGAAUUUCUGCGAGAGAAUUCAUUGAGCGCCUUGUCCAGCAAUUGCUGGAGCCAAUGGGGCAGCGCAUGCUGGCAGAGCCGUCACCAUCUUACGUCGACUUGUUUCCAAGACUGCUUGAGCAGUGCAUCACUGUCACAAUCGACAAUUUCGCACGGAGCAAUGGGAAACGGAACGAGUUGCAAGCAGCUCCGUUCGAAGCGGGUGUCAUGCAUCUGCGCACUUGGAGUUUUAAGCUGGAAAUCGAGUACAACACGCUCGUCCGAUCCAUGAGCAACAGCAGCAACAACACUGAUUCGAGUACGGAAUCAGACAUGAGUGACAGCGCAGCUUCAUCCACAGCGUACUCGCCGAACAAGCGCUUAGAGCUUAUGGCAUUGGGAGGCUUCAAGCGGCUGGAAAGCACGUUGAGCUCAUGGUUGAAUGCUGGAUCGUCUACUACUGGGACGAUGCCAGACCAAGGAAGCGGGACGUCGGCGCGGUCGUGGGGAGUCUCAAGUCUUGCUGGUGGCAUUCGCAACACAUUAGUGCGGACGUUCUCCGGUAGAACUACGCUCAAUGGUCCUCCGGUGUAG
Phytophthora sojae is the source of this 3433-nucleotide messenger RNA. RefSeq lists its product as hypothetical. Lineage: Eukaryota; Oomycota; Peronosporomycetes; Peronosporales; Peronosporaceae. Gene Ontology annotation, molecular function: ubiquitin-protein transferase activity. The record is from RefSeq and is a predicted model, not a curated record. The transcript has 8 exons. The coding region runs from base 131 to 3433 and encodes 1100 amino acids.